CGCAACUUUAAACUAACGUUUGGCUUCAGCCGCUUAGCAGUCCGCCAGGAGGGUCCUCCGCGGUACCAGAAGCGUGUGAAAAAAUGCAGUCGCUUUUGAACACGAUGCCGAGUGCCUCGACGGGAACUGUCGUUGUCACGGAUCAUCUGAAUUUCUGGGCUGGGAGUCGAGUUCAGCCCAAGGGUGGGAAAAACUCCGAGCCCGUGUACGAACCGGCAACUGGUCGUGUAUUGUGUGAGAUAGUUCCCUGCGGGGCGGAUGAGGUAGACCAGGCCAUACAAAGUGCCCACAGUGCCCACCUAAAAUGGGGCAAGCUGGCAGGCAUGGAAAGGGCUCGCAUUAUGCUGGAGGCUGCUCGCAUUAUCAGGGAGCGACGAGACAACAUUGCCAAACUAGAAGUGAUCAACAAUGGAAAGUCUAUCACUGAAGCACAGGUGGAUAUUGAUAUUGCCUGGCAGUGCAUUGAGUAUUAUGCUGGCAUGGCCGCUACACUCUCAGGCCAGCAUGUCCAGCUCCCCGGGGGCGCAUUUGCUUAUACAAGGCGGGAGCCCCUUGGUGUGUGUGUGGGAAUUGGGGCCUGGAACUACCCCUUCCAGAUUGCAGCAUGGAAGUCUGCACCUGCCCUGGCAUGUGGUAAUGCCAUGGUUUUUAAGCCCUCUCCAAUGACUCCUGUGACUGCUGUCAUACUGGCUGAGAUCUACAAAGAUGCAGGGGUACCUGAUGGGCUCUUCAAUGUGGUACAAGGUGGAGCAGAGACUGGCACCUUGCUCUGCCACCACCCCAUGGUAGCCAAAGUGUCCUUCACUGGUAGUGUUCCAACAGGCAAGAAGAUCAUGGAAAUGUCUGCAAAGGGAGUGAAACCUGUGACUCUGGAGCUGGGAGGGAAAUCGCCCCUCAUCAUCUUCAAGGAUUGUGAGUUGGAGAAUGCAGUGCGGGGAGCUCUCAUGGCAAACUUCCUCACCCAGGGUGAGGUUUGCUGUAAUGGCACCAGAGUUUUUGUGCAAAGAGAAAUCAUGCCAGAGUUCCUGGAAGAAGUUGUGAAGAGGACCAAGGCCAUCGCCGUGGGUGACCCUCUGUUGGAGGACACCCGUAUGGGAGCACUGAUCAGCAAACCACACCUUGAAAAAGUGCUGGGAUUUGUUAGUCAGGCCAAGAAAGAGGGAGCUAAAGUGCUUUGCGGAGGGGAGCCAUUCACUCCCACUAAUCCCAAACUGAAGGGAGGCUACUUCAUGACACCUUGUGUUCUUGAUAACUGCACAGAUAACAUGACAUGCGUGAAGGAGGAGAUCUUUGGCCCAGUAAUGUCUGUUAUGCCUUUCGACACUGAAGAGGAAGUUCUCCAGAGGGCCAACAACACUACCUUUGGAUUGGCCUCUGGAGUCUUUACCAGGGAUAUUUCACGAGCUCAUCGUGUUGCUGAGAAUCUGCAGGCAGGGACCUGCUUCAUAAACAACUACAACAUCAGUCCUGUGGAGGUACCAUUUGGAGGAUACAAGAUGUCAGGUUUUGGGAGAGAGAACGGUCAAAUCACAAUUGAAUACUACUCCCAGCUGAAGACAGUGGUUGUGGAGAUGGGCGAUGUAGACAGUCUUUUCUGAACAUCUCUCAGCAAGUCGAAACUCUUUAACCCACCCUGCAAAGACAUCUCGGCACCAUUUACCAAAAGUGUGUAGUCCUUUUUUUCCACAACCUUUGCACUCUGGUCUUUUGCUUUGACCUCUUGCCAGCAUUAAAGUGUUGUUAAGCCUUUUUUUUUUUUUGCAUUAUGUGAGCUGGAAACGUGUUUGUAUUGACCCUACGGUGGUAGAACAGAUUCCCUUGGUGAUGAAUUCAACCAAAUAAAAAGGCUGCAAUACAUGGACACUUUGAGAGAGGAAAUCUAUGCUUUGUCUUUCUUGAGAGGGAUAACUUGCAUUAUGAUCAUUGCAUUUGAAUUGCCUAUGUAGAAUGUUGGCAUCAAAGAUGCUGAGACCUACAGUUAAGGUCAAAAUUAUUAGCCCCCUUUAUGAAAUCAAACAAAACCCUUAACUUUUCCAUGGAAAUGACCAUAACCAAAAGUGUUUAUAGUGUAAUUGCUUCCAAAAGAACAAAGACAAAAUUCCACUAAGCUUGAUUUAAGAUAUUUUACUGAUGCACUGAAUUGAAAGAAGAAAAAACAAAAAUGACGAGGCCAAAAUUAUUAGCCCUCUGACAAGUAAUAGUCAAUAGUGUAACCUUUCUAACUCACAACUGACAACAACCUCUUAUGGUAGUUCCUUACUAGGUUGGCACAUGUCUCUUGAGGGAUCUUAGCCCAUUCUUCCUUGGCAAAUUGUUCCAGCUCAUCCAAAUUGCAUGGUUUUCAAGCAUGGGCAUGAACCUUGAGCUCUCGCCACAGAUUCCCAAUAGGAUUGAGAUCUGGGCUCUGAGAGGGCUACUCCAGGACCUUGAUUUUGGUGUCCUUCAAAAAGUUUUGGACCAACUUGGCUGUAUGCUUCAGGUCACUGUCUUGCUGGAAGACCCAGCAGCAACCUAAAGCUAGACUGGCAGCAGAUUUCUUUACAUUAUCCUUCAAAAUGUCAACAUAAUCUUCUUUCUUCAUGAUCCCAUGCACCUGAACAAGGUUCCCUGUGCCUGAAGCAGCAAAACAGCCCCACAGCAUUAUGUUCCCACCACCAUGUUAAACUGUGGCAACUGUGUUUUAGGGUUGAAGGUCUCUCCCUUCCUUCGCCAAACAAAAGCAACAUCCAUGUGCCCAAACAGCUCAAGUUUAGUCUCAUCAGACCGAAGGAUACUUCCAAAACUCAUGCCCGUGUUUCAAAUGUUCACGGGCAAACUUCAGUCUGGCUUUGAUGUGCUGCUGUGUGAGCAAUGGAGAUUUUCUUGGACAAUGACCUCGAAGCCAACCACGAUGAAGAGCCCUCACAACUGUCUUCCUUGAAACAUCAAGUCCAGAAGAGGCCAGUUCAGCAACAAUCGUCUUGACAGAGAUCCAGGGAUUGUUGUUGACAUCUCUGACUGUUUUCCUCUCCAAAGUUUUUGAAAUCUUGCACUUUUGACUGACUGCUCCCAGGUUUGUUUCUAACAGAGUUUUUCUCCUUGUGCUUUGUAAUGAUACAACAUACAGCUGUUCUAGACACUGAAACGCCUUCCUCCUUAAAAUGAGCAUCCACUCUCUUCUUUCUGAGUUUGAUUUCUUAAUUUUUGGCAUGAUGAAAUUACUUCUUACCAAGAAUUUAAGAGUAGUCCCUCUCAAUCAAGUGUUCGAGUGCCACUAGCCCUGUUCAUUGGAGUCCCUUAAGUAAAGUUCAAUGCUGAUUGAUUGCUCAGGUGUGGUUUGAAAGCAAAAAAUCACAUAGGGGCUAUUAAUUUUGACCACCUCAAUUUUCAAUACAUUUUGUAUAAAGCAAACCUGAAGAUUUAUUUUACAUCCCAAAAUGUACCAAAUAGGGGCCUUAACAUUGAUGAAUGUUUUACUAUGUAAAGUUUUAUGAAAGACGUAAACAUUGGGUGGAAUUUUAGGGACAUGUUCCAUAGUUCCUUGGGGGCUAAUAAUUUUGACUUUAACUGUAUGUGACGUGGGUUUUUUCUUUUUUUUUUCUUUUUUUUUUUUAGGGAGUUGUUCCUUAUCUGAUGCGAGGGUCUAAGCACAGGAUCUUGUGUUGCUGCAAAUUUGUGAUAUUGGGCAUUUCAAAUAAAAUUGACUUGACUUGACCCAUGUGAUGUGGGGUCAAGCGCAUUAAACCUGUUAAUAUAAGCAGAAAGGUGACACACACUCCGGUCCACUAUGCCGCUGCCACUCAAAUGCAGAACUGCCAAGAUGCAAAGAUGUAGUGUUGGUUAUAUGAAUAAGAAUUAAUCAACCCUUUUUAAACUUCACUUUUGAUUGAUUUUUUUUUAAAUAAA
Messenger RNA from Lampris incognitus (smalleye Pacific opah), 3885 nucleotides. Its product is annotated as 4-trimethylaminobutyraldehyde dehydrogenase A. Bases 84 to 1598 code for a protein of 504 amino acids. Lineage: Eukaryota; Metazoa; Chordata; Actinopteri; Lampriformes; Lampridae. The record is from RefSeq and is a predicted model, not a curated record. Gene Ontology annotation, molecular function: 4-trimethylammoniobutyraldehyde dehydrogenase (NAD+) activity; aminobutyraldehyde dehydrogenase (NAD+) activity. The transcript is spliced from 12 exons.